Coniosporium apollinis CBS 100218 is the source of this 648-nucleotide messenger RNA. RefSeq lists its product as uncharacterized. The record is from RefSeq and is a predicted model, not a curated record. NCBI's taxonomy places the organism in Eukaryota, Fungi, Ascomycota, Dothideomycetes. The transcript has 3 exons. Gene Ontology annotation, cellular component: THO complex part of transcription export complex. Gene Ontology annotation, biological process: mRNA export from nucleus; positive regulation of DNA-templated transcription, elongation. The coding region runs from base 1 to 648 and encodes 215 amino acids. Gene Ontology annotation, molecular function: mRNA binding.
AUGACCUCCCAACCCUCCUCAAUAAUCAUCGAUCCCUUCCUCACUUCCGUCCUCUCCGCCGCCGACCUCGCGCGCCAGCAAUGCGUCGCCCUGCUCGACCUCCUGGACGCACACCCUCUCCCCCCGAACACCCCACCACCUCGCGAAACCGAGCUCGAGCUCUCGAAGCAGCAGAAGCUCCUCUACUCCUACCUCGCCCAAGUCCGCGGCCUGAACCGCAGCGCCAUCCUCGGCGUGCGCCAGACCAAGCAGGCGACGGCCGAGGCGCGCCAGGAGAUCGACACCCUGCACCUGCAGCUGCAGAAUCUGUAUUAUGAGCAGCGGCAUCUGAGGGGGGAGAUUGGCGCUUGUGAGGCUUAUGAGCACAAGUACCAGCAACUACCGCUAAUACCCCUCGAGGACUUUCUCGAGAAGUUCCCGGAGCAUAUGGGCGAUGAUGAGAACGCGCUCAUGAUUGCGCGGAUUAAUCACGAGCAUGCGGAGCGCCAGGCGCUGGAGGAGAGCCGGCAGGGGUUAUUGAAGAAGAAGCAGGGCUUGAUUGCGAAGAAUAAGAAGCAGAGGGAUGACCUUGCGAAGUUGGAUAAGGAUCUGGAGAAGUUCAUCGAGGCGGCGAACCCCAUUAUGAAGACCUUCGAGAAGGAGUAUUAG